GUUGGACCCUUAUUCACACUUCCUAUAAAACUACAAACCACUCCUCUUUCCCUCUUCAAAACUUUCUGGCCUCAACACUAGCUUGAACAUUCCCCCCCAUUUUUUUCCUUUCUUAGUAACCAAACAGUUCUUAGGAAAACGAAAAAGGAAAUGGCUGUGGCUGCAAGAGGAAAAGCAACAGAGCUCCAAAACCCGAAAAAAUGGAGGGACAGAUCAGAGUGCAGCCCUGAAAGGACCAUUGUAUGGACCGAGCCUAAGGCGAAUAAGACCAGUGAGAAAAGAUCGGUCCCCGUCGUUUACUACUUGUCCAGGAAUGGACAGCUCGAGCAUCCUCAUUUCAUCGAGGUCCCUCUUUCCUCUCCUGAAGGUCUCUAUCUCAGAGAUGUAAUUAACCGCUUGAAUCUCCUCCGAGGCAAGGGAAUGGCUAACUUGUAUUCCUGGUCGUCGAAACGGAGCUACAAAAACGGCUUCGUUUGGCACGAUUUAUCAGAGAACGAUUUCAUAUACCCAGCUCACGGCCAAGAAUACGUUCUCAAAGGCUCGGAGUUUCACGAACUCAAUCUUAGCCCUAAGCUCCACGAAACGAUGACACCUUCAACGUCUUCAUCUUCGUCGAGAUCUCUGAGGCCACCACCGCCGGAGACGAACAAGUCCGGCGAGGAUUCGGAUUUUCCGGCGGUGAUAACGAGGCGAAGGAACCAGUCGUGGAGCUCGAUCGAUCUCCACGAGUACAAGGUCUACAAGGCCGAGUCGUCUUCCGGCGAGUCCGCCGGAAAAGCCGCUGCCGCCGACGCGUCGACUCAGACCGAGGACAAGCGAAGGAGACGCAGACCAGUCAGAGCGAAAGAAAUCGAAGAAGAAGACGAAGAUGACGAACAAGUUCGCGAAGAGAAAAGUCAACGCGAAAUAUGCCAUGGUCAAAGUACGGAGCUGAGUAGGGACGAGAUUUCGCCUCCGCCGUCUGAUUCAAGCCCCGAAACCCUAGAAUCAUUAAUGAAAGCUGAUGGACGGUUGGUGAUUGGCCCGCCUGGCGCUAAUGAGGACAAUUCUUCUUUGAAUCGGACGGCUGAGAAUUUCCCAAGCGGAAGAAUGAAGGCAUCGACGGUUCUGAUGCAAUUGAUCUCGUGCGGUUCGAUAUCGUUCAAGGACUGUGGUGCCACGUCAGUUAAGGAUCAAGGGUUCUCGUUGAUUGGGCACUAUAAAUCCAGGUUGCCCCGCGGAGCACGGAAUAAUAAUCAAUUGGGUAAAGAGGUAGGGGCGCUGACGGAAAUUCCUAAUUUCCCGGGGUUAAAAUUGGAAGACAAAGAGUAUUUUAGCGGGAGCUUGAUCGAGACAAACAAGAAAGAUGCGGAGGUUCCAAAUUUGAAGAGGUCAUCUUCGUAUAAUGCAGACCGGAGUUCGCAGUUGCAAUUGGCGGACGAAGAGAUUGAGGGAGUGCGCACAAAAUGCAUACCGAGGAAACCAAAGACACAGCCAACGAAGAAAGAUUGUAACAAUGAUGGUUCUUGUAUCAGUAGUAGUAGUAGUAGUAGUAGUCGACAAGUGAGCAAGAGGAGUGAGGUCUAACUUAUUAAAGUUGAAGGCUCAUUUUGUGUAUUGUGGUUCGUACUUUCUAACCAAAAAAACUAAUAAGAACAAGAGCCAAAGAAAAGGAAAAAAAAAAAUUUAUUGAAAAAGAAUGUAUGAUAUGAAAAAGGAUAUGCGAAAUACAUGGUGUGUGCAUUUUGCAAGUCACGGCAAGUCGAGCACAUAGAUUGAGGGGAAAAAGUGAAUGUUUAGGAGAAUAAAAAGUGCUCUAGGUUCAAGUUUUUUGAUUGUCAUCAGGUAUGGAGGUUUGGGCUUGGAUAAAAAUUGUGUGCAUUGGUAUUAGCGGGGGAUUAAAAUUGGCCUUAAUUUCGGUGAUUGGCACUAACCCUAAUGUUUACUUUUUUGACUAUAUGUAAUUUGACUUGAGCAUGUGAAAUACUACUACAACUAGAACUAUUCAUCAAAAAAAGUACUACAACUAGAACUCUGGCCUCGGUAUUGUCACAUACCUUGGUGACAUCGUAUUUGAGGACGCACGUGACCUCACGAUUGAAUUUGGUUCCUUGCGCCCGACAUGGUAUGGAGAUUGGUGAGGUGAGUUUGUGCAAAUUGUGCAUUUGGCAUACAUGGGAAGGUCCUGUAAGUCUUUAACUACUAACUAGAGACUAAUUUUAGUAACUUUUUUUUUUUUUUUUUAUAGAACCAUUCCAUUUAUGAUAUUGAGGCAUGUUUGGUAAAUAUUGAUUGUGGGUUAGAUGAUCCUUGUUCAGAAUUAAAAGGAUGAUAUCAAUGACAUUCAAAAGCCUCACUGUUUGCUUGUUCAAGUCCAGCAAUGUUGGGAGGUGUUACCUCUAAUCUGUUUCUAUUACAACUUUGCCUGUAAUUUGAG
Messenger RNA from Quercus lobata, 2416 nucleotides. RefSeq names its product UPSTREAM OF FLC protein (DUF966). The coding region runs from base 151 to 1566 and encodes 471 amino acids. Lineage: Eukaryota; Viridiplantae; Streptophyta; Magnoliopsida; Fagales; Fagaceae. The transcript has 4 exons. The record is from RefSeq and is a predicted model, not a curated record.